Molecule: messenger RNA, 2310 nt
Organism: Lampris incognitus (smalleye Pacific opah)
Lineage: Eukaryota; Metazoa; Chordata; Actinopteri; Lampriformes; Lampridae
Product: bactericidal permeability-increasing protein-like
Exons: 18
Coding region: 286-1707 (473 amino acids)
Molecular function (GO): lipid binding
Source: RefSeq, a predicted model, not a curated record
UGAUAUGAUGGAGAGAAGGAAGGUAGAUAUACUUGGUGUGCAAGCGACCAGGUGGAAAGGGAGUAAGGACAGGAGCAUCGGAGCUGCCUGGCGGCCUGUCCAGGGUGUCUCCCCGCCUGCCACCCAAUGACUGCUGGAAUAGGCUCCAGCAUCCCCGCGACCCUGAGAGCAGGAUAAGCGGUCAAGAUAAUGGAUGGAUGGAUGUUAUCAGCUCUCCUCCAGGGUGACACAACAAGAGAACUGAAGACUUUUGGCUCCGUCACACAGCUACCGGCUUAAGCGAAGAUGUUUCCAUGGUAUCAGCUGGCUCUGUUGGCUUUAAUCCCCAUGACCUUAGGCGUGAACCCUGGGGUAAAGGUCAGGCUAACAGAAAAAGGCAUCGAAUAUGGCAGACAGAUUGGGAUGGCGUUCCUGCAGCAGAAACUCAAAACUAUCAAGGUCCCAGAUAUUUCAGGGACAGAAAGAGUGGCUCCCAUUGGCAAAGUCCAGUACAGUUUGUCAAGGAUGGUAAUAGUGAAUCUGGGAUUACCAGAGUCUGCACUGGGCCUGGUGCCAGGGAGUGGUGUCAAUCUCUCUAUCCAAAAGGCCUUCAUUAGUCUGCAUGGAAACUGGAAGGUCAAAUACUUAAGAAUUAUAAAGAAUAGUGGAUCAUUUGAUUUGGAAGUUAACGGACUCACUAUUACCACGGCUAUUUCCAUUAAAAGUGAUGACGUGGGGCGACCAGCGGUCAGUAGUGUCAACUGUGUGUCCAUUAUAGGCAGCUUAGACAUCAAGUUUCACAGUGGGACCAGCUGGCUAUACAACCUGUUCAGUGAGUUUAUUGACAAGGCUUUGCGAGAUUUACUGCAGAAACAGAUAUGCCAUCUGCUGGCUGAUGCAAUAUCUGAAUUAAACCUCCACCUGAAAACUUUAAAUGUUCUAGCUCCGGUGGACAAGUAUGCAGAGAUUGAAUAUUCAAUGGUGUCAUCGCCCGCAGUUUCAAAGUCAUCCAUAGAUCUGAAUUUGAAGGGAGAAUUUUACCGCAUCGGGCAGCAUCAGGAACCUCCAUUCUCCGCCAUGCGUUUCUCCCUCCCUCCUCAGGUCAAUAACAUGCUGUAUGCUGGGGUGUCUGCCUUCACUGCCAACUCUGCAGGUUUUGUUUACAACAGAGCAGGAGCUAUCAGCCUGUACAUCACAGACGACAUGAUUCCCCCGAGCUCUCCCAUCCGGCUGAACACCAGAACAUUUGGGGCUUUCAUUCCAGAGAUUGCUAAGCGUUUUCCUGCUCUGAUGAUGAAGCUGUUGGCCAAGACGGUCAAGGACCCUAUCAUAACCUUUGAACCCAACAACGUGACCCUACAGGCCACUGGCACAGUGACAGCCUACGCCAUCCAGCUCAAUGCCACACUUUCCCCUCUCUUUGUCCUAAACAUGGAGGCGAGUGUCAGUGCUCAGGUGUAUGUGACUGGGACAAAGCUGGCUGGAGAUGUCACCCUGAACAAGAUGGGUAUGACGCUGGAGACUAGUUAUGUGGGAGAUUUUGAGGUCAGAUUCCUUGACAGUAUCUUCUCAAUGAUUCUAAAAGUGGCAGUGAUCCCCAUGGUCAACGCUCACCUUGAGAAGGGAUAUCCUCUUCCUUCCCUUGGAAAGAUGAGUCUUGUGAACACUAAGCUUCAGAUCCUGAAGGGCUACGUUCUGGUUGGGACAGAUUUGCAGUUUAGAGGAUGAGUGGAAUUUCUCAAAACUACAUGCUUCAUUUUCCCAACAGUGCAGAUCAAUCAUCAUGGCACACUUAAAUUACCUCUGCACACAAGCCUUCCAAUACCAAACACUGCCCCCACUCACACACACAUACACACACACAUACACACACACACUUGGAAGAACAAUACAGCAUACACGCAAAGCAAGAGCUGUAGAGAUAAACUUAUUACUUCGAAUGCAAGCGUGAAAAAAAUCAAAACUCCAGGUUGUCUUUCAACCUGGAGACUCCUCUACACUUGUUUUCUUCCUGUAUUUCUAUUUUUUUCCCAUUUUGUCGUUUCUUGAAGUACACACUGAUUUUCAUUUUUCUCAUUUAAAUUGCCACAUGCAGAGAAUUUUCCUAAUAUUUAUUAUACUACCAUGGCAAUAACAGACAUAACUGUAUGAGUUUGUGUGUUGUCCACGUCUUCAUUCAGUAACGACCAACCCUGUGAGUCAUCUUUACAAAGACAACUCAUACUGAUUGUUGUACUCUGUUCACUGAACAGAGUACAACAAUCAGUGUUGUUCACUUUAAGCUUUAUUGUUCACUUGAGUUUUCACAAAAACAUAUUUUUUGCUGUCUUU